UGCAAAAACAAUAUGAAAUAUGAUCAAGCGAGUACCCGUUCGGCGAACAUAAAACGUCUUUUUUCUUAUCUGAUCUGCAUUGAGAUUGAAGCGGUAUACAAAUAAUUAAUGUCAAAAUCAAACACGGAAGAGUAACUUUUUGUAGCAAUAAUACAGUAUUUCGUCGUUUUGAACACGGAAGGGGUGUAAAAUGGAUUAUGAAGAGGGAGAUAGAGAGUACGUGAAUCUUUUGGAGGAAUCGAGCAGGAGAAUCUGUAAGGAAGAACUGCAUGAAAGAAACGACGCGGAUACGCUGAUUGCUGUGCAAACCUUUCGGAAAUGGAUCAAAGAGCAUAAGACGCUUAAAACACCAACAGACUAUCGAUUUCUACUCCGUUUUCUUCGCGUCUGCAAGUUUAGUCAACUGGAUGCUCGAGAAACUUUGGAACACUUCUGGAGUGUGCGCUGUUCCCAACCCGAGUGGUUUGUGGGAGAGGACCCAACAGAUGAACUUAUGCAGAAGAUCAUACGAAUGCAAAUGAUUUGUUGUCCAAAACGACGAGACAAACACGGUCGUCGCGUCGUGUUCUCGAAGUUUGACAAAUUAGAUGUCGAACUUCUAAAGACAGUCGGCCUGCAUACGUUGUAUAAAGCGUGUUCGCUCGUGUUAGACUGGUUGAUAUACGACGAACAUGUGCAAGUUGAAGGUCAAGUAAUGGUCGUCGACUUCCGGGGUUUAACGUUCAAUGUGUUUAAAGCAAUGUUCAACAAAGAUAUGGAGGAAAAGUAUACAGAUUAUUUUCACCGCGCCUUGCCAAAUCGGAUGAAUUCGAUUGAAGUUGUGAAUGAACCAAAGUUCUUUGACCUGGUUUGGGCAAUGAUAGCUCCAAUUAUGCCACAGGAAAUGAAAGAUCGGUUUCACAUGCACGGCGGAAGUCUUGUGAAAAUAUACGAAGAGGUUGGGUACGAAUGUUUACCGGAAGAGUACUUACCGGAUGACUAUGACGGUCCAAAGUCCGGAACAUGUGAUGAAAUCGUUGAAGCGAUGCUAGAAGACAUGAGGCAGCCCGAGUUUCUGGAGUACAUCCGUGACCUCUCUAGCGGCAAAUACGGGGUGGACAAGGUAAAAGUUCACUCCACGGAGUCAAAAGGAUCGUUCAGGAAAAUUGUGGACUAGCAAGUAUUUUGACAAUUGCAGGAACGAUGUCAAAUAGUUGUCGAUGUUACAGCUUUGUAGCUGGUUGGGAACAGCUUGUUUCUUGAACGUUUUAUUUCUUGCCCAUCCAUAGCUAAUUAGUGUUAUUGCUGUCUGUGAUUUUGUGUUUGUGAAUGUGGGUAAGAUGCAAGCGUGUAUGCGUGCAGGCCUGCCUGUACAUUAUUCUUAUUUUUGUAAUCAAAGUCCAAUUCGACUUGCAAAUGUAGAACAGUUGUUGUUCAAUUUCAUCAGAAUUGAUUUGAUAGAAGGGGAAAAAGAUCGACGGGAUAAAUAUCUGACGCUAACACCCAUAAUACAUGGGUUCGUGUCCUGUUGCAAGCACUUUCAAAAUAGUUAAUUUAUAUUUAUUUUUGAUUUGAGAUGUCAUAGAAUAGCGAUAAAUUUUUAACUAUAUACACUUUGUGUUUACUAACGUUUUUGACAUUUUAAUAUAUUUUUUCUAAGGGGAGUGUGUGAUGUUUUAUAUUAAACUGUCGAGCAGUAUUCAACUAAUACCAUGUGCUUUUGUGUGUUUAUAUGAAAUGACUAAUAUUCACAAGUAUUUGGAGCCUCAAAAAGAAAAUAAGGAUUUAAUAAAGAUGCAAUUUAAAUCACUAUUAAAAUACCUAAAGAUU
This is a messenger RNA of Mya arenaria, 1809 nucleotides long. Its product is annotated as alpha-tocopherol transfer protein-like. Gene Ontology annotation, molecular function: phosphatidylinositol bisphosphate binding. Lineage: Eukaryota; Metazoa; Mollusca; Bivalvia; Myida; Myidae. Bases 191 to 1156 code for a protein of 321 amino acids. Gene Ontology annotation, cellular component: membrane. The record is from RefSeq and is a predicted model, not a curated record. The transcript has 8 exons.